AUGGCACUUCGUCCAGAGAGCGUCGAGGACUGGUUCCACUUCGUGCCGACGUUGCUCGAGAAUGAGGGUUGGCAGAUUGCCUGCGAAUGCCCCGCUGGCAGGUUGCUGCACCGAAAGAGUCCAUGGGGUGGGCAUCUCAUAAGGUUCUCAUUGAGGGACAUCCUCGUUGACGAGCCGCCUGCAGACCCCUCUCAUCUCUUCGUUCGACCAGAAGUCCGUGACUGGGCAAGGCGCAGUUACCCAGACCUCAAUGAGGAGUCCUUCGAAGUGGUGCAGCAACUGGCCCCUGGUGACGCCGUGGUGAAGCAGCAACUGGCCUGGAGGUUCAAUCGCCAGUGCAGUCUCUUUUUCUGCACGCUCAGUGGGAAGGCCAUCAGCACUAACAACAUGCUCUUUCAGACAAAUUCGGAGAGCCCUGGCCAAGUGCGCCAGAUGGUUCGGAGAAACUAUCCGCAACCAGGUGACAGUGUCAUCCUGGUGCAAUGUCUCUCCGCUCUCCUCGAAGCUGUCGUCGUUGCGCGCCCACAAAGUCCAAACACCUUUGCACUAGACAUGGUCUUGAAAGUGCCUUCAGUCCUACCAUUGUGGGCAUCUAUGCACUUCGAGAAGCUGCUUGUGUCAGCAAGGGACCUCACAGAGUGGUUCGUAAACCGACCCGGCAUCACGGAAAUGCGCCAGCACGACCAGCAGUACUACGUCAUCCUCACCAUUCAAAGCUGGCGGCGGGGCCGACCCCUCCUUCCCGCCACAGCGGCAGAAGUGGCGGCGGGGCAGGAUGUGACCACAAUUGAUGCCGGCAAACGAGAUGGGCUGACAUCAUGGGUCCGAUAUCAUCCUGCAAUGGCUGGCAGCAACGGCUUCGUGCUUUCGGAGUAUCUCUCCGUGUUCGUGACGAGGAUCGGAGAGCACGCGACCUUCUACCAGUCACUCGAUGGGCAGGAGCUGCUGCCGUACCAGUGUGCCAUUCGACGGGAUGAUUGGGAUCGAGUGCGAGGACGGUUUCAGUGCGCUUACGCUCUGCAAAAGUCGGCAUACCGUCGCUCGCGGGGCGGAGCGGCGGCCCCAAGUGUGCAAGACUCCAUGGGCCCGCGAUUUAAAGACGACCAUAGUCUUGACGUCUUGCAGCAAAGACUGAACGAGGUAGCCGAGAUGAAGACCGUGGUGCGCAAGACCUUCAUCGAUGUGGACGAGCCUUCCGAGUUCGAAAGUGAAUCUGGCCAGCAAAGAUGCAGGACACUUUCGCCUGUGAGCCAUUUGCGUGGCCAAGACCUUGUUGAUGUGUUGAACUUGGACCCAGACAGUCCCAACAUGAACACGCUGUCCUUGUACAGAGAUGGCCAGCGCCUUGCGGACCCUCAGAUGCUGCCCGAGAGCCUGCAGGGAAAGGCGCGGUCCUGUGCGCCAGCCCCACAUCCCUAA
Messenger RNA from Symbiodinium sp. CCMP2592, 1419 nucleotides. The record is from the annotation of a GenBank genome assembly. Lineage: Eukaryota; Dinophyceae; Suessiales; Symbiodiniaceae.